AUGUAUCCAUUCAAUCGAUUGGCAUCGAUGAAUGCGGGCGAUGAAAGAAAUCAUUCAAGACAUCAAACAAUUGUUCCCAAAAGUUUCAUGGCAAACAUUGUAGAGAUGUCACUAUUGACAAAUGGAUGGAAAGAAGAAUUGGGCGUGCCGAAAGAUGAAGAACCAUUCAUUGAUGCAUGUUCUGAAUCUCCAUCACAAGGACCGACAAUGUUGCCGUUUCGAAAUGUGAAAUGUUUUAGUCGUUCAAUCGGUCCCGUUCUUCAAUUCCUUCGCAUGAUCGCCUUUUUCCCGGGAAUUUUUCAAAACAGUAAUCGACGACGAGAUCGCAGAUUCAUUAGAGCUAUUUAUUUCCUCCUCUACAACUUCUCGAUUCUCGUCAUUUUGUUGAACUGUUUUUUGAGUAAAGUCACCAUCGAACAAAUGAUGUUUUAUCAGUCUCGUUUCGGAUUGAUGCAUUCAUUGACGGUUUCUUCAAUCGUUUCCGGCAUUAAGCCACUCAUAAACGCGGUUGUCAUCCUGAUUUUCAUCAUCAACAUCAAGGCACAUUAUCGUCUCAUCAGUACGGUUGAUACGGUGGAUCUCUGUUUCCGUGCCGCAUUCCACACCACUCCAAACACCGCUCAAUAUAUUUGUGUUUUCUUUUGCAUCUCCUUUUUUUUCUUUUUCACCCCACUUAUUCUAUUCGUCGUUGAGUUCUUUUCAUUCGGAGAGUUCAUUCACCUUGGCUCGUUUCUCGAUUUUCGAUUUCUUCUAGUUCCGAUGCUUUCAUUGUGGAAUAUCGUACCACUUUUGUAUUAUGACAUGUACAAUCGAAUUGUUAGAUUCUACUGCCGAAUCUUGAUCCAUUCACUCGAUAAAGAGCACCUGAAGCGGCAUUUCUCGCUGAAAUUUUACUAUGAGCAAUUUCUCCGAAUCACGAAUGUACAGGAAGCGAUCGGUGGUCUCUUCAACCCGUAUUUAUUCUUUUCCUUAGCUUGGUCAAUGGCUAUCCUUUGUUUAUCCAUUUAUUUCGUCACCCAACCAUCAGAAGAUAUUUUUGUCACAAUUGCUCCCGAAUAUCAAAGCGUGGACUUCCAGAUUUUGAUCAAGAAAAAAGUGAAAUUCGCGAUGAGCUGGAGUUUUAUUCAGGUAUUCGUCGCCUCAUUGAAUGUCUUGAUGAUCUGUUGGUCAGGAAUGCAAACGAAUGAAACAACUCGAGAAAUCGUCGAUCAUGUGCUUCGAAUCGUGCCCGAUGCGAAUGCAGAUUUGGAUCGAUUUCAGAUCUCGUGUUUCGUUCACAAAAUGACCACUCAAUUCAUGUGGGGAAUGACCGUCUGGAGAGCUUUCCUCCUUCAAAGAACCACUUUCUUUACGUUAAUUUCUGUGAUAAUCACGUACGCGUUCCUUUUGCUCAAAUUGAAAGAAAAUCCCGAAUUAUCGCCGAAAUCUUUCAAUAUUCAAUCAUCGGGAAAUUUGAAUACAACAACAACAAUAAUGACAACAAUAUUGAUGAUGAAUACGACAUUUAUUCCAUCAACCACAACCGCAACAACUACCACAACAUUCGGAUAU
Mesorhabditis belari is the source of this 1551-nucleotide messenger RNA. NCBI's taxonomy places the organism in Eukaryota, Metazoa, Nematoda, Chromadorea, Rhabditida, Rhabditidae. The record is from the annotation of a GenBank genome assembly.